UCUUCCUCGUCCUUAAGGGUAAACCGAAGUGGCUCAUCCUUGAGGUUGGAUCCCUCCCAUCUUGUCUCGGAUAAGGCUUUUUUCCCCAUGUUAAAAGAAAAGGUUUUUCGCAUUUCAACAGCGAUAUUGAUCACCUGAGUUUCAGGUUUUUUUAAACGUUAAAUUGAAAGUCAUAUUAGAAAAUAUUGAAAAGAAAUGAGCAGUUUUGAAAAGAUAAGGGUUCUUGAUUGAAGAGAAAUCAGAAUAGUAAUGGAUGUGAAAUUCAGCAUGUCAAAUUUGAUUUAAGCAGUUACUGGGAGAUGGAGAAAAACUUAACUGCUUUUUUCUGUUGCAAACAGAAGACUGAAAUUGAAUGUCAGGUUUUACAUUAUUCUUUGGGGGUUGUAGGGACCGUGGUGGGCAGUAGAAUAAUUGAAAGUAUUACCACAUUAUGAUUGUGUGGCAUAUAAGACUGUUACGAUUGAAAAAUUGUGUUUUAUCAGAUUAAUAGACUUAUGCAGGACUCCUCGCUACAUAUAGAAGAGCUCCUGAACCAUUCAAGGUGGCAUCCCUCAAAAUAUGUCUUACCCUGAAAGGGAGGAAAAAAAAGAGUGGACACUAGGUUUAGCAAUUUUGAGAGAAUGCUAUGGUGAACUAAAUGGUAAUGCUGGAGAAAGAGAAAUAUCUUUAAAGAGUCUGGGUUCUGAUGAAGCUACCAACCCUAUUUCCAGGGUCCUCAAUGGCAACCAGCAAGUUGUAGACCCUAGCCUGAAGCAGACUGUAAAGGCCAGCACCUUUGGGAAAGCAGGAAUUAAAACCAAGAAUUUCAUUCAGAAAAACAGUAUGGACAAAAAGAAUGGGAAGUCUUAUGAAAACAAAUCUGGAGAGAACCAGUCUGUAGAUAAAAGUGAUACUGUAGCAAUUCCAAAUGGUGUUGUAACAAAUAAUUCAGGCUAUAUUGCUAAUGGUUAUAUGGGCAAAGGAGCAGAUAAUGAUGGUAGUGGAUCAGAGAGCGGAUAUACCACUCCUAAGAAAAGAAAAGCUAGGCGCAAUAGUGCCAAGGGUUGUGAAAACCUUAAUUUAGUGCAGGAAAAAAUAAUGCAACAAGAGACCAGUGUCCCAACCUUAAAACAGGGACUUGAAACUUUCAAGCCUGACUAUAGUGAACAAAAGGGAAACCGAGUAGAUGGUUCCAAGCCUGUUUGGAAAUAUGAACCUGGGCCUGGAGGAACAAGUCGAGGAAAACCUGCCGUGGGUGAUGUGCUUCGGAAAAGCUCAGAUAUAAAACCUGGUGUGAGCAGCAAAAAGUUUGAUGAUCGGCCCAAAGGAAAGCAUGCCUCGGCUGUUGCCUCCAAAGAGGACUCGUGGACCCUAUUUAAACCACCCCCAGUUUUUCCAGUGGACAAUAGCAGUGCUAAAAUCGUUCCUAAAAUAAGUUAUGCAAGCAAAGUUAAGGAAAACCUCAACAAAACUAUACAGAACUCUGUGUCACCAUCUUCAUCCUCAUCCUCUUCAUCAUCUACUGGAGAAACUCAGACACAAUCUUCAAGUCGGUUAUCCCAGGUUCCUAUGUCAGCACUGAAAUCUGUUACUUCUGCCAGCUUUUCUAACGGGCCUGUCUUAGCGGGGACUGAUGCAAAUGUGUAUCCUCCAGGGGGUCAGCCACUGCUAACUACUGCUGCUAAUACUUUAACACCCAUCUCUUCUGGGACUGAUUCAGUUCUCCAGGACGUGAGUCUAACUUCAGCAGCUGUUGAACAAAUAAAGUCUAGCCUUUUUAUUUAUCCUUCAAAUAUGCAAACUGUGCUUUUAAGCACAGCACAAGUGGAUCUGCCCUCUCAGACCGAUCAGCAAAACCUGGGGGAUAUCUUCCAGAAUCAGUGGGGUUUAUCAUUUAUAAAUGAGCCCAGUGCUGGCCCUGAGACUGUUAUUGGGAAGUCAUCAGAUCAUAAAGUGGUGGAGGUGACAUUUCAAGGAGAAUAUCCUGCCACUUUGGUUUCACAGGGUGCUGAAAUAAUCCCCUCAGGAACUGAGCAUCCUGUGUUUCCCAAGGCUUAUGAGCUGGAGAAACGGACUAGUCCUCAAGUUCUGAGUAACAUUCUAAAAUCUGGGACUACUAAUGAGAGUGGAGCCUUAUCCUUGGAACCCAGUCAUAUAGGUGACCUGCAAAAAGCAGACACCAGUAGUCAAGGUGCUUUAGUGUUUCUCUCAAAGGACUACGAGAUAGAAAAUCAAAAUCCUCUGGCCUCUCCUACGAACACUUUGUUGGGCUCCGCCAAAGAACAGAGAUACCAGAGAGGCCUAGAAAGGAAUGAUAGCUGGGGUUCUUUUGACCUGAGGGCUGCUAUUGUAUAUCACACUAAAGAAAUGGAAUCUAUUUGGAAUUUGCAGAAGCAAGAUCCCAAAAGGAUAAUCACUUACAAUGAAGCCAUGGAUAGUCCAGAUCAAUGAAGGACCUGACUGCCUAAUUGUAACCUUUCUGCAGCAUUAGAGCCACCGUUCAUGGGGGACACAAGGCUUUUAUGCUCCUAGAUCUUCAACGCAGCAGAGGAACCAUAAGUAGAAUCACAGGAUAAUAUAUACAAAUAUAUAUAUAUACAUAUAUAUAUAUAUAGUUAUUUAAAAAAGGCAACUGAAAGUAAUUAGACUUCUUAAGGAAUCAAAUUUAUUUCAAGAGACUUCACAUGGUUAUUUAAUCUCCGGUACUGAAUAGUUUUGUUUGUUUUUUUUUUUUUUCCUUUGUUAGUUUUUGUUUUUAAGUGUGAAUGCAAGUGAUUAAUGAUGAAUACAGACUAAACAAGCGUGGUUCUGAAGUUCCUGCUGUCAUCAACUUGGGCAACAAAUGACCCACUGGAAAGGCAAAUCCACUUAAGAUCUUUGUAUGUUGUUCUGUGACUAAAGUGAUACACUAAUCACGGGGAACCCAGAAUGAUUCAACAUUUUCCCCUACUCCUCCCUUGAUCUUUUGCUUUUACUUUAAGCCCUGCAAGAAUGCUGGAUAAAUGCCUUGAAGUUUGCAGGGUUUUUGGGGGUUUGUUUGUUUGUUGUUUUUGUUUUUUGUUUUUUUGUUUUUUGUUUUAGCAUGUCUUGCCAGGAGUUAAGCAGCCUCUGUGGGGUGUUGGGGGGGGGGGCGGAAUAUUUUCUUUCUUUUUUUAUUUUUUUUUUUUAUUUUUCUUAUGGGGUGGGAAAAAGGGAGGGCAUUAAAGUUCUACAGUUCUGGAAUAGUUGGUGGGUACAUAGUUAACUUGGCUUGAUUACAUGUUGGACUUAAAACAACUGAGGAAUCCAUGAUUGUCAUUUAUAGAAAAGUUGCAGAACAAGCAAUUGGCUUAGAUACAGAAAAAACAAUUCCUUUGUCCAAAUUUAAUGUAAUUGUACAACUGGGAGCAAAAAUAUAUUCUGCUUUUCAACUGUAGGUGCUCCAGACUUGCUCUCUGUCACUAACACUAAAUGUGCUGUUUUCCUUGUUUUUCAUCAGACAUACAAGAGAAACUUCUGUAUCUUUUAAUUUCUCAGCAAAGUCUAAAGGGGGGAGGCAGCCCAUGAAAACUAAAACUUCAUGUUUUUAGCGAGUGAAGAGGUGAUAGAACCCUGCCUGUAGGUGGUGUACAAACUAAGCUUAUUAGCUUCUAAUUAUAUCUUAAUAAAUAUAUUUUAUUAUUAGAGCAAAAUGGGUUUUUUUAAGGAAAAUAAUGUGAAAUUCUCGAAAUUAUCUUUUGGGCAGAGAAGAGCAUUAGCCCUGUCUUACCAUCACAUUGCCAUCCUGUUGCACUGCAGCUUGUGUAUAGCAUGCUAAAAAAGAGUGUGUGUGUGCAGAAACUAAGGGUCCAAUUUAAGUUGGGUGAUGUUAGUGGCAUAAUAACAAGUUCUCUGGCCUGACAGCAUCACAUCACACACACAGAGAAAUUAGUAUAUCCAUGUAUGUCAAAUACAGAGUAAAGUAGCAGGGCAUUUAUUUAAAGAGUUGUUGUCUUCUAAUAAAAGUAGACCGGAUCCCCUGGGGGUAUUUGGGGGAGAAAGUAACUACUUUUGCUCUACCCCUUUGCCUAAGAAAUGUCCAGUUGUAAGCGACUGUAGUAUGGAUGGGUUUUCUUGUUCUGUUGAUUAUUUGAGACUUCUAACAAGUAGUUCAUGAAAGAAGCUGUUGGACUCAAUAUAGAAUAGAGAAAAUAUCUUUAGUCUGGAUUUCUGCCCUGCUUAGAUUUUUUUUAAGAGUAUAAGCAUGGAUUGCCAAUUCCACUUGAUGUAAACAAAACUUUUUAUACAUAAUAUAUAUAUAUAAUAACUUAUUGUAUCAGUCCAGGUUCAGAAACUUGUGGUAGGCCAGUUCCAGAUAGUUUCAUUUCACCUGUAAACUGUAUCACUUUUACUGAUAAUUGUAAUUUUCAAAUGUAUAAUAUGUUUACAGAUGUGCCCUGCAUUUAGUCUGCCUUGUUCUUUUGAUUUUUGUUGAGUCUCCUGCCUGCUUGCCAAAAGCUAGGAUGCUUCAGGCCCAUGUACAAUUGAAAGCAGAGGCAUCCUUGAGCUUUAAAGCAUUGAACAAACUGGAAAAUGCAACAUACCACAUACUGAAGUGAAAAGUCUGUGUUUGUGUUUUUAAAUAAAAAUUUUUAAAAAGUUUUAAAAAAAUAUAUAAGGUUGAUUAAAGAAAAAAAAAAAAAGGCUCCAGUUUGUUUUACAGGUUUUAAAGUUCUGCUGUGUGUUCAAUUGCCUUGUGUAACCACUUGUCGCCUUAGGGCCAGAUCCCCAACCCUCCACCUCCUUUUUUAAAAUGUCCAUUUUGCUUGCCUGGAAUCUUAAGGUUCUUGUCUCACAACUCACAUGAAACUUUCUGGGUUUGUGACAUAUAACAGAAAUUGAAUGACUAUAUAUUUAAAAAAAUCCAGCCCUCAUCUGAAUUGGGCUUUUUAACUUAGAAGCAACACUUAAAUAUCUUUAAGGCUGUCUUUUCUAAUUCCCUUCCAUAUCCACAUCCCUCAGGCCUCCAUGUUCAGAGAAGCCAAAAAGAAUGUAUCCCUUUCUCUCUUUGUCCAAAGGUUUUGAGAGUCUCACUUCUAAAUGAAACAAUGCAACAUUUCACUUUGAUUUCUCCACUGAAAUUUCCUUGAUUAUAUGGUUAGAGGUAUGCAGUAGUUAGGAAUGUCUGUUAACUUUCUGGGAACCCUACUUGCCCCGUCAUAUUAAGUGUCAGUAUUUUCUGGGCAUUGGGUUAAUGGACUUAAUUGCCUAGGUUCAAGCAGGACUUUGGGACAAAUCUCCGUUGUGCUGUUUGGUAACACUUUUAACUCUACUUGUCGCAAUCUUUCUCCUUAGGUCCUCACACAAUUCCUUACAGAGCACUUAUUAAAAAAUCUUAAGAGCUGAUCUGUUUUCUGAUUAUUUUUGUGUAAGCUUCUAAACAAACUUCAGCUGUGAUUAAUUUAGCGCAUUUAAAUAACGUUGAUGUGUUACUGUUUGGUAUAAUGAAUUUUCCUUCAACUCAGAGUAUUAGUACUGUAGCAUAAACCAAAUACAGUCUAGAGGGAAUAUUUAACAUCCCUCCAUUAUAAAGACUGAAAAAGGAGUGUGUGUGUGUGUGUGUAUGUAUGUAUGUAUGUAUAUGUGUGUUGAGUGCUUGUAUGUGAGGAAAAGAUGGAGAUGUUAAAAAUUAGUAAAUGAAUAUGUGUAAGAUGUUAUAUUAGUAUUCAGAGAAUGAAACUUGUAUUUAUUUUGUGCCAUUGGUUUUCAUUACACAGAAAAAAGUCAGGUGGUUUAAAUUCUUAAAAGGAUAGUAUUUGAAAAAUGGCACUAAGAAUGAAAUCAUGACCUAUUUUUUUAAUAGCUAUGAAGAUGCUAAUUAUUGAUGAAGAUUUGUUUUUAAAUUUGUCUUGAUUGUAGGCGUCUGUGUCACAUACCACUCAUGUAGAUGUCUUGAAUAAUCUCCCUUCCCCACAAAAGACAGGGUGUAUUUAUCUUUUUAUUCACUCCCACUUUGCUGAUCUGAAGUUAAUUGCAUAGUCUUUCCUGUAACCUCCUUAGUAAUGAACCUGCACAUGAAGUGUAUUUACAGAAACUGUAGUAGUAGCCCUUCUUCCUCUACUUUCUAGGAGGGGAUCGCCAGUAACUAGAUAUUAUGUUAAUGACAGCUUUUUUUUCCUUCUUGAAAUAAAUGGCUGGAGUUUGUCUCCAUUUUAGAAUUUUGCUGUCCUCUUUAAUUAAUCUGCUUACAUAGUCAUUACUCAGAACCUGCAAAAAUUAUAUACAGGAAGAAAAGUGCUACAUUGUUUUUUCAAAUAACAGUUUUUAGUGGAAAUAUGACAAACCUCAACUAUGGAAAUUGUCCAUAAUACAAAAUGUGUUCCUUCACAAAAUAUUAUAUAGCAGUGGUAGUUUCAUACUUGGUUGUUAGGCUUGUUGCUAACCCACAUCAGAAGCAUCUAAUGGUUUAUCUUUUGUAAUGCUGUAAACUUAGAAACACAAAAAAGCCAUUUAGUGUGAAAUUGUCCUGUACCGAAUGACCACAGGCAAGGAAAUCAGAAGAGGACUUCACUCAAUUUUAAAUUCCACUAAAUAAGAAAGGAGCCACUUUUGAAAAGCUUUCUAAAGAGAAAUAGGAUAAAAGUCCAAUUGCAAAGAGUUGUGGAUAUGGUUAUGGCAAAUGGGCCAUGUCCUCAAAUAAAGGAUGAUCCCUCUUGUAUGCUUUGGCUGACUGCAUAGAACAAAAAUACAGAAUAGGGGGCAGAUACAUAGAUGACCAACAGUAGUUUUUAUGAUCAGGUCUAUUGAUGUUCUGUCAGUAAAGAAUCUCCCAAUUCUAAUAGGGCAGUUCUACCCAUAACUUUGCUGUUUUUGAAGGAAAGAGGGUAGGAUUUGUUUAUCUCCCUUCCUCCCAGUUAACUUGUUAAAAAGGCAUGGGUGGAGGACCAGACUAGAAAUGUGAGUAGCUUCUCUUACGUUUGCCAGAAGCACAGAUUAGAAUUAGUUCUUAACAUUGAUAUGUUUAUUAAUGUAAUUGACAGAGCACCAGUAUUUUAUGGUGAAAAUGAUGGACUUUUGCUUUGGGUAUCCUAAAAUAUUUUUUAAGAUGAUACAUUCUGAUAUGUGAGAACCAGGAAUGCCCCGGGUUGGUUUAAAGAAUGGUAAAUCAUCGGCUCCACUCAAAAACACUGCUUUACAGGGUUUUAAAUUAAAUUUCACAACAUUUUGCUGCUCAAGAAAGGUCUUAAGUAGUUAAAGGAUGCUGGCAAUAGUAUGAAUAUAGUUUUAAGUUAACUGUAUAAUACCCAGGAUGGUGUAUUGUUUUUACAUUGCUGGGAGUGUCAAUAGCAAUUAGAGGCUAGAAACUAUGGAACAGCCAUCCUCAAAGGUGAUGGAAUUAUUGAUUCAGGCUUCACUAUUCAUAGUUUUGUUAUGUCCAGAGUUCUAAAGCCAUUUUAUAAUACUGCAGUAUCCCUUUUCUAUAGCCUUACUAAAAUUACAAACUACAUUAUUAAAGUUAAGAACAUUUUCCAGUUCAGUUUCACUUCCGCUGUAUAUAAAAGUGUACUCUGCAGACCCACAAACCAACUUGAGGUAAUUUGUAUAGCUUUCCUUACACCCUUUUUUCCUCAGGUGCUAAUAAAUAAAGGCUCCAAAAAUGGAUACUGCUCUAGUAACAUUUGCUUUAUUAAAUGCAUAUUUCUUUUGGUAGAUGUAAAGAUUUGGUAUUAACAAGAUGGUUUUAAUAUGUAAAUUUGAAUGAAUGCCUUUAGUUUUCCUGUUUGUCUAUUAUUAGUGUGUUUUCAUUUAUGCUUUAUAGAGAGGAGGAUCCUUUCAUGAUCUCAAGUACAUUUCAUUAGGUAUGGUUGUGUUUUUAGAGUGAAAAUACAACUGUUUUCUGUCUUAGAUUAAUUCUGCUGCUAUGAGAAACUGAAAAUCAAGAAUGUGAUGCACUUUUUACAUUUCUAUAUACCAUACAUAUACAUAUACCAUAGGUUGCUUUGACACCUUUCCUAUAGCACAGCCACUAAUAAAGAUGAAUGAAUUAUAUAAUUCUCUUUGGGAGGGAAUCAGUACAGAUAACUAAUCCAUAGUUGGUAUUGGCCAGUGAAGGACAGACAGUAAAUUUAAAGAAAUAAAAAUACUAUUAACAUUUCACUUUUUGGCCUUAAAAUGCUCUACUACUGAAAAUAUUUUAAGCUUUGUCUAUUACUCCAUCUCUGCCUCAGAAAGAGGAAUUGGGUAGAAUGACUUAAAGGAAGUGUCAUUGGUUUGUUGCUGAUCAUUUAGGAAGAAAACAGUUGUCUACUGUAUAAGCUGGGGACUUCCUUUUUGUAUAUGGAGGAGAAAUAAUGCUGUCCUGAUCCAGUCAGACUUAGCUUAAUCAAAUUCAUCACAACUCCCAACUAAUUCUGCUUCUCUAGUAUAUUUUUCUUAGCAAAGAUAAGUAGAGUAGGAGUGCUGCCUGACGAGGAAAAGUCAUUUCUCUAGCACAUACUCAAAUUUGAAGGAGAUGGAACCCAAAAUAAUGGGGGGGAACACCAAAUGAGUUGGAGGUAUAAGAGGAAGAGUGUGGUCCAAAGUUAUCUGGUUAUAUUUUGAUGUUGCCAAUAUUGUAAAGCCAAAAUUUUAAUUUGCUUAUUUAAUAUAUUUGUUGGCCAGAGAUCUAUUUUUAUAUCAAUGUGCCUUGCAUGUAUAUUAAAAUUUUUUGGAAAGGCCAUGUAGUAAUGCCUGAGAUAGUUGAUGGUUCUUACCACUCACUGACCUUUAUGCAGUAUGAAAUGCUCAUUCUAUUGCCCAACUGGUGCUCUCUGUUUAAAGUUAUAGACCUUGUCAAACUGGAACUAUUUUAUAAACUGGGGAAGUGAAUUUUUUUGUUGUUUCUUUUUUGUUUUUAGUCUGUUAGUGGCUGUUCUGUAGUGGGAAAUAGUAAAAGGAUUUUUUGCUCUCUUUCCUUCCCCCCUCAGCACCUUCAAGUAAUGUGAUGACACCAUUUCUUGUGUGCUAUGAAAAAGGUAUCAGCUUGCUGUCUCCUUUAGUGUUAUUUAAAAAAAAAAGAAAAAAGAAAAAAAAAGUGUUAUAAGAAGCAUUGUUUGCAAAAUCUAGGAAGAUAAUGAAGUCCACUCUAAUCUGGAAUUCUAUAUGAGCUAUGAAUGAACCAAGUUACCGGCUUUCCAACUUUAAAUUUUCUAUUGUUAAAGCACCUUGCUUAGAAAAUUUUAAAUAUUUAUGUCUGCAACAACUGUCUCAAAAUAAUAAACUGUGCAAUUCUUGUCAUUAAAAAAAAAUCUGAACUCUCCCUACUGUGACUUGUUAGUUUCUCUGUAUUUUCUGCCAGUGUAAAUGUGAAAAGCUUUGCUUGCAUUACGUUUUAGAAAUGCAUUUUGCACACUCGAAUUUUGCCGAAGCUCCGUGAAAAGGUUAGCUCUAAGUAGAUGAAUAAAGCUAUGCACAUGUUUUGAAAGUUUUAAUUGUGUGUCAUUACCAAAAGUGACUUAUCUGUCCUUAUCUUGCUGUUAGCUUUACCAUCUUUGGAAACAUGACAAAGUCACAGUUCUGAGAUAGCUCAUCACUGGAACUAGAAGAGAGCUAAAAUGGCACCUAUUUUAAUAAAGUUCAGUUUAAAUAAGAACUUGACUUGUAUCUGUUUAAGGGCUCUUCUUGAAACAGGGCUGUUUGAUCAGCUUUACAAACCAUUGGAUGCUCUUCCUCAGUGAAAUUUGUGUUUGAUGAAAUAGAAAUAGGAAAUAGUUCAAACUGAAAUGAAGGAAGGACCUUUGCCACACAGAACUCUGAAUUUUGUCUUAAUCCUAGGAUAGCAUUUUUAUCUUUAUUGCUUUAGCAUAAACUUAGCAUACUGAAUGGUUGCUUUGAGAUUAAAAUCAUUUAAAAAUCAAAGCACAGGUUUUGAAGAUAAUGUGUACCUUUAUAAAAACUACCCAUGCUGACUAGAACAAGUUUGGACAUUGGGCACAUUUGCUUCAAUUGCUGCAACCUGCAUGUACUAAACCGCUUUAUUUCACAUGUAUGUGUAACUUGAUUGUGUAGAUGUACUGGCAGGUUUUGCCAAUUUUUUUAAAGAUUUUUUAAGCUAUCUUUUCAUGACCUUUGUAGGAUAAUUUUUAAGUAGAAGAUACUACUCAUGACAUUUCCCCAUGCUCCUACAUAUAAUAAAUUUUCCAUUUUAUACUUUUCAUAUGUAUAGAAGAGGGUUGCUUCUCUGUCAUCAAGUGUGUUCCUGAUGUAUAUUGUUGACUUUGAAAACAUGGCAAAACUUUCUGUAUCUCUGUUGAUAGUGGCAGUUAAAAACUCAGUCUACUAGUCAAGACUUGAAAGAUGGUCCAUUACCCAUUUUAAGCAGGAGUGUAGCAAGCAUCAUCUUAGCGUUUGGCUGUGCUUGAACAUCUGUCAGUAGUUCAUUUACAUUCAGUCUUAGAACAUAACAUGUUGGAGGAGAAAAGUAAUUUCUGUGUCUUGUGCACAUAGGGAUUUAGCCAAGUUACCUCUUAAUUUAGGGGGAAGGAUAAUUAGUGGGCUACAGUUAUGUUAGAGGAUGUUUCCCUUCCCUUCCCAAAAAGUGUAAAUGUUUGUUUUGCCCAGUUUAAAAAAAAAUUAGGUCUUUUCUAGAUGUAAGAACAAUGGCCAGGAAUUUACCCUUUUGUUAAAUGCUUAGGUCUUUGCUAUAGCUUUUUCUGAUGUCAUGGAUUCUGAGGAAGUGUCAGUUACAUGAUGAUCUUCCUUUAUUGAUGUCUUCAUGUUCGGUGUUUUAAAAAUAUAAAUUAAAACAAUACCCAGAUUUAAUUAUUUUAUCAGGAAAAAAAAAACCUUGAGAAAUUUGUAGCUCAAAUUAAGAAACAAUAAGUGUACAUUGUUGAAUAAAAAGUUUUAAAGUU
Oryctolagus cuniculus (rabbit) is the source of this 10829-nucleotide messenger RNA. RefSeq names its product nuclear FMR1 interacting protein 2 (gene NUFIP2). The record is from RefSeq and is a predicted model, not a curated record. Gene Ontology annotation, cellular component: nucleoplasm; cytoplasmic stress granule. Gene Ontology annotation, molecular function: RNA binding. Lineage: Eukaryota; Metazoa; Chordata; Mammalia; Lagomorpha; Leporidae.